Messenger RNA from Colletotrichum higginsianum IMI 349063, 267 nucleotides. RefSeq lists its product as uncharacterized. The coding region runs from base 1 to 267 and encodes 88 amino acids. Lineage: Eukaryota; Fungi; Ascomycota; Sordariomycetes; Glomerellales; Glomerellaceae. The record is from RefSeq and is a predicted model, not a curated record. The transcript has a single exon.
AUGGUCAGGACCUCGUACGCUCCCUCCGCCUUUUCCGAGACCUCGACCGUGUGCUCCUUUGAGAAAGAACAUGAAGUGACCUCCGUGUCGGCCGCCGCGGCACCGAAAGAACGCCGCUCCAUGAGGCAGCGGGUCAAGAGGGCCCUCCGUGACGUCGGCCACCCGCCCACCUACCGCUACGACCUCGAGCACGGCGUCGAGACCCGGAGAACGGUUCCCGUCGGGCCCAUGGGCUACAACGUCCUUAAUCAGCCGUCACGCAUCUGA